Messenger RNA from Postia placenta MAD-698-R-SB12, 255 nucleotides. RefSeq lists its product as hypothetical. The record is from RefSeq and is a predicted model, not a curated record. Lineage: Eukaryota; Fungi; Basidiomycota; Agaricomycetes; Polyporales; Adustoporiaceae. The transcript is spliced from 2 exons. The coding region runs from base 1 to 255 and encodes 84 amino acids.
AUGAAGUGCACCGCCGUUCUCGCCGCCCUCGCGGCUAUUGCAAUCACUCCCGUCAAUGGAGGUCCUAUUGCCUAUGGAAUCUGCCAGACAGGCUGCAACGCGGUCGUUGUCGCUUGCUACGCGGCUGCAGGCUUCCAGUUCGGUACCGUGAUCGCUGCCGCCGCCGCUCCAGCUACCAUUCUCGCAUGCAAUGCCGCCCUCGGGACGUGCUCCGCCACCUGCGCGACUGUCGCCCUCUUCGCACCCAUCCCCUGA